AGUCUGUGGUGUUGUGUGACAGAGAAGGCGCAGUGUUUUGACAGCGGUUUACAUUGAAGGCGCCAGUUGUCAUAGUAACAAAGAAACUCAAAAGAGAGUCAAUAUGGCGGCUGUUUCACCACUUUUCGGCGCAAAUCGACUUUAAAACAGUAGUUUAUCCUGCUAAAACCCUCUUGAAAGUCAAUAUAAAACCUAACAUGGCUAAUGAAGAAGAAACAGCAAGCAUCAGGGCACCGGAGCCGGUGACAAUAACGGUGGUGCGGUGUAGAAAUCUGAAAGGCUCAAAAGGCGAUUCUCUAAACUCCAUGGUAAGGCUCGAGUUUGGAGCUAAUCUGCUUGGAGAAUCACCCAAAGUUGAAGCCAACACAGACACUCACAGCACAGAGUACAAUUUCAAUGCUUCAUUUGAUUGUACUUUUGAAGACGCUUCUUCCUUGGAUUCUAUAUCAUAUAAACCUGUUAUAGUCACUGUUGUUGAGGUCCUACCAAAGGACAAGAAAGGAAAAGAGGAGAAAAUAAAUAUUUUGGGUCAAUCCUGUGUUGAUUUACUGCCUCUACUUCAUGGAGAAACCAAGUUCAGUGUUAUGCAGUCUGUGCACCCAGUCAUUGUACCACCUGAAACCGCAACCACAGAACAAAUUCUGCCAGAAAUUGAGGUGCAAGUGUCUGUAGCCCAGCCUCUUCUGACAGAAACUCAGCUGAAUAACAGCAAUCUGUUGAGUGUCCAUGUGGAUAGCGCGUUUUCUGUACCAGACUCAUGGCAGAUUCAAAUGGCUCAGCAGUUUAAUUACACUGCUAGCCUUCCAAUACCAGUCUCCAGUGAGAAGGAGAAUACAAUAGUGUUGUCUAAUGGCAUUCUUCGGGCCCCAGGCGAAAAGGAAACUAUGAAUCAACGCAAAUGGUCCGCUGCUCCGAGUGCCUCUGGUUCCUGCCUGUAUAUCGCUGACAGAGAAAGAACUUUGAGAAAAUUCAAAUUACAGAAGUUCAACUUGAAAAUAAGUUGCUCAUCAGAUUUCUUUUUAUUAAUUUCACAGAAAGGCUCAAAAGGCGAUUCUCUAAACUCCAUGGUAAGGCUCGAGUUUGGAGCUAAUCUGCUUGGAGAAUCACCCAAAGUUGAAGCCAACACAGACACUCACAGCACAGAGUACAAUUUCAAUGCUUCAUUUGAUUGUACUUUUGAAGACGCUUCUUCCUUGGAUUCUAUAUCAUAUAAACCUGUUAUAGUCACUGUUGUUGAGGUCCUACCAAAGGACAAGAAAGGAAAAGAGGAGAAAAUAAAUAUUUUGGGUCAAUCCUGUGUUGAUUUACUGCCUCUACUUCAUGGCGAAACCAAGUUCAGUGUUUUGCAGUCUGUGCACCCAGUUAUUGUACCAGCUGAAACAGCAACCACAGAACAAAUUCUGCCUGAAAUUGAGGUGCAAGUGUCUGUGGUCCAGCCUCUUCUGACAGAAACACAGCUGAAUAACAGCAAUCUGCUGAGUGUCCAUGUGGAUAGCGCGUUUUCUGUACCAGACUCAUGGCAGAUUCAAAUGGCUCAGCAGUUUAAUUACACUGCUAGCCUUCCAAUACCAGUCUCCAGUGAGAAGGAGAAUACAAUAGUGUUGUCUAAUGGCAUUCUUCGCGCCCCAGGCGAAAAGGAAACUAUGAAUCAACGCAAAUGGUCCGCUGCUCCGAGUGCCUCUGGUUCGUGCCUGUAUAUCGCUGACAGUACCAUCGAAGAUACGCCGUUUGAAGAUGAAGAUGGCGAUCUUAGAGACAGAGAGGAUGUCGCGUUUCGUCAGGAAGCUAUCAACGAAAAGAACCAUGUGACGUGGAAUGCAGAAAGACGGUGUUUUAUCAGUGCAGAGGCUGCUGAAAGUUUGCAGAACAAGAUAGCUCAAAAUCGUUUCUGGCCUGUGGAAAUAAUGAGGACACCAGUUCAGCAGGUCACUAAGGCGAAAGGAAAACAGGGUUCAUUAGAGGAGGAUAUCCCGAUCUCCUUCCACGGAGUGGCGUAUGUCAAUAUGGCGCCCUUACUCUACCCUGGAGUAAAGAGGUUUGUUUCUGUAGUUACCAAAAUCAAAAGCGUUUGUGAGUUUUUCCGCAAGCUUUCGCAAAUUAAACCUACCACUCUUUCUUUAGUCAACGAAGAGUUCCAUUUUAAUGAAUGUGACAAAAUGAGUUUCUGCGCAAGAGUAACGAUCAUUGCUGUCAUCUUUUGUUUUUCUUAUCCACAGCAAUACCUCGAAUCACGAACGUUUAUCACGUUAGAGUUUGUCCUCGACAAGCCGCUGGUACCAAAGAGGCCGCCAUCUUCGCUGGCAAGGAAAGUUGCUGAGUACAUCCCUCCACGGCCCGUAUUUGCCCGCAAACCAGGAGGUUCCAAAAAGGCUGUAGAGGACUUCCAUGCUCAGCUGACCACAGUGGCAAACUCCCUUCUGGAGGAAUUCAGACAAAUGUACGGCGAUGAUUUAAUGAAAGGAGAUCUACCACAGUCAAACGAUGCCAUGGAUCAAAGGAGGCAGAAGUUCCUUUACGAGCUGAAUACGUCCGGAAAAUACUUCGCAUUCAAAGAGCAACUGAAGAACAGCGUCAUAAAGACUGUGCGAGAGAAGUAUUUAAACACCACAGCUUUUACAGACAAGGAGAAACUCCAGGCAUUCCUCAGCGAGUUGUACGUUUUUCUAAUCGACCAGAUGCACGUCGCCUUAAACAAGUUUCUAACAGCGGAAGAGGCUCCAGAAGAACCUCCGCCUGUCACGGACUCUGCAACUCUCAAACACUUCGCAAGAGAAGCCGAGGUGAACCAAAACUUUGAGCUGGCUGCCAAGUACUACCAAGAGCGGUUAUCUCGGAACAAGAACGACCCUGAUCAUUGGUUCGAUUACGGAGCAUUUUGUUUACUUAUCGGUGAUUACGGAAAGGUAAGGGAACAUGAUUACUGGUACUUACAGACAAUAUCUUUUCACAUAGGGUUGUACUAUGACAGCAUACAAAACGACAUUGGUGCUGAGCGUGCGUUCCUUGAAGCUAACCGCUUAAACGUAGCAACGCCGUCCUCUAUGGAGUUGGCAGGCCCAGCUGAUACUAUACCAGCCGAGGCUGACGGCUCUGUCUCGGAGACUGGUCCCGAGGAACCUGUUAGCGAGGGUGCUCCCGGAACUGGUGUCUCUGAGGACCAGAAAUUACCGGAAGUUCAUGUUGACGAUGUAGUACGCGAGGAGCCUGUGCCGGGAACUGGUGAAACUUCCGCUGACCCUUCAGCCCCGCCAAUCGCAGGCCCGCCCCCGUCAGUUGUGAUUAGCUCAGCAACGCCUGUGGGGAAUCCUGGACCGAAACCUGUGACCCAGUCCUCCACACACACAGCUUCCAAACAGAGCUCACGUGCUCCGAGCCCCGGUAGUUCCCACCGUCAAUCGCCACCUCCUCAGGAUACUGAACCUGCGGUACCCGCGGAAGAAAAGCCAGCAGAGGUCAAACCAAAUGCUAGUAUUUUUUUACAAGCGGCGAAUUUCCUUCUGGAAGUGAAUGCCCUACAGUUAACUGACGCGGCUUUGGCACACGAGCUAGUGGCAACUAAUGGGGAGCCUGGCGCCGAUUAUUACGUGCUCCUGGGAAGGUUGAAGAUUCAGCAGAAAUCGUUCAUUGAAGCUGAGGAGAAUCUUAAACAAGCGAUCGUGUUGAAACACCAGAACCCAGAUGCGUGGGGCUUGAUGGGACAUCUUUAUUACUUGACGAGCCGAACCGAGGAAGCCCGGGACUGCUACGAAAGAACGCUGGCCUAUACGACGGAAGCCGCAGAUAUGCAUGCUAUCUAUCUGAGAUUGGCUUCGAUCUAUCUCGAAAAGGGAGAGUUUGACAAGGCGAAGACGACCUUCCUUAAAGCCUGUAUUCGUUCACCGUCCUGUGUCUCUUGGCUUGGAGCGGGAAUUGCUUGUUACAGGCUGGGAGACUUGGCUGAGGCUGAGGACGCUUUAUCUGAGGCGAACAUAUUAAACAAUAAGGACGCGGAGGUGUGGUCAUAUCUGUCGCUCGUUUGUUUACAGACUGGUCGACAGCUGGAGGCAGAACAGUCCUACAAAUACGCUCUUAAGUUAAAUUUACAAGACGAAAAUCUGCUGGCAGAGAUUCACCAAACGCAGCAAAGGGUCGGCUUUGGAAAUCCUAUGGUUGCAUAAAGUUUUCUCUAAUGAGCGAGACCUGUUCGCCUUUAACUACAAUUUCAUCUACGUAACAUUUCUUUGGGCGUUUCAUAUAAUAUAUUUUAAAUGCACAACCCGUUUGAAACGAAUAUACAUUCAGAGAGUUUUAGUUCCCUUGGUAAAAUUGAGCGCAUUCUAGAGGAUUUUAACAAUGUUUGCGCUUUUGUGAAAUAGCUUGAAACGUAUAUGUUGUUUCGUUAUUUUCAUCGCCGUAUUAACUACUAGGUUGUGUAAUAUAUUAUGGUGUAUGUAAGUUAUACAGCGCGUUAUUCAGUUUAAUAGGUUAGGUCACUUCGUUGGAACUAAAAGUUAAAAAGCGUUCCAUCUGCGUUCGGUUUUCGAGCAAGUAUUAUUUUUUUUUGGCCUGAGCACUUUUUUUGGUGUUACCAAUUAGUUUUAAAAUCUACUUAUCAAGUAAUUGUCAGCUUUCUGUCUUUUUGAUGAGAUUGUUUGCGUGUUUCAUUUCCAUUGUAAUAUUUUCAGUGGUGUAAUCCACAAACCAUCCGUGUAAAUAAUACUGAAACUGUAAAAACAAUAAUAAACCGUGGCCUUGGAAUGGCGUUUCCAA
Molecule: messenger RNA, 4749 nt
Organism: Orbicella faveolata
Lineage: Eukaryota; Metazoa; Cnidaria; Anthozoa; Scleractinia; Merulinidae
Product: cilia- and flagella-associated protein 70-like
Biological process (GO): cilium assembly; cilium movement
Cellular component (GO): extracellular exosome; motile cilium
Molecular function (GO): protein binding
Source: RefSeq, a predicted model, not a curated record